CGACACCGGGGCAGCGCAGCGCCCGACAGGCGGGGUCUGCCUGCUGCGGUGUUGCUGGGAGGAAACGGGCGUGUCUCCUGGACCGGCUCCCACGGCCAGCACCGGCACCUCGGCCUGACCUUCUUCCCAUCAACCUGCUUUCCCACCACCCCUCAUACCGAACGUGCCGCCAGAUUCAGCCAUGAAGCGAUCGGCCCCGACCUCGGCUCCCUCGAGCCCAACCAAGCGACUCAACCUUGCCUGCGGCUCCCCCAGCGAGCCCACGGAUGAGACUUAUAUCUAUAAGAACUCGGCCUACGGCUCCGACAUUCCCUCCGUCUACGCUGCUCCUGGAUACCCGGACUACCUCAAUCUCAUUCUGACGGCCCGUGUCUACGACGUCGCUAGCGAAACCCCCCUGCAGCCCGCGCACAACCUGUCGCUCCGCAUCAAAAACAACAUCUACCUCAAGCGCGAGGACCUCCAGCCGGUCUUUUCGUUCAAGCUGAGAGGCGCCUACAACAGGAUGCAGCAGCUCAGCGAGGAGGAGAAGAAGCGUGGUGUCAUUGCCUGCUCGGCCGGAAACCAUGCCCAGGGAGUUGCGCUCUCGGCCACCAAGAUGGGCAUCAAAGCCACCAUCGUCAUGCCUCUGGCGACUCCUCCCAUCAAGUGGAGAAAUGUCAAGCGUCUGGGUGCCGAGGUUGUGCUCUUUGGCAACGACUUUGACGAGGCCAAGACUGAGGCCGCACGGCUCCAGCAGGAGCGCGGCCUGACCAACAUUCCCCCCUAUGACGAUCCGUAUGUGAUUGCCGGACAAGGCACCAUUGGAGUCGAGCUGCUACGUCAGGCAUCCUUUGGCAACAUCGACGCCAUCUUUGUGUGCGUUGGCGGUGGCGGCCUGGCUGCAGGCGUGGCCUCCUACAUCAAGCGCCUGAAUCCCAGCAUCAAAAUCAUUGGCGUGGAGACACUGGACGCCGCUGGCAUGACCACCUCGAUCCUCGCCAAGAAGCGGGUAACCCUCCCUCAGGUUGGCCUGUUUGCCGACGGAGCCGCCGUCCGACUCGUUGGAGAGGAGACCUUCAGAAUCUGCGAGCAGCUGCUGGACGAGAUGAUCCUGGUCAGCACCGACGAAAUCUGUGCCGCCAUCAAGGACGUCUUUGAGGAUACCCGCAGUGUCCUCGAGCCCGCCGGAGCCCUCAGCGUUGCUGGAGCCAAGAAGUACAUCCAGGCACAUGGCUGCGAGGGCAAGAACUUUAUCACCAUUUGCAGCGGCGCCAACAUGAACUUUGACCGGCUACGAUUCGUGGCCGAGCGAGCCGACCUGGGCGAGAACAAGGAGGCCCUCAUCAGCGUCGUUAUCCCCGAACAGCCUGGAAGCUUUUUGACGCUCCACUCGGUCAUCCAUCCCCGAAGUGUGACCGAAUUCUCGUAUCGGUAUGGCGACGCCCACGAGGCGCACAUCUUCAUGAGCUUUGUGGUCAACGACCGCGACGCCGAGCUCAAGCAGAUCUUUGCGGAGCUGCAAGCCCUUGGGAUGCGCGCCAUGGAUGCAAGCCACAAUGAGCUCGCCAAGGCCCACGCCCGCUACCUUGUCGGUGGCCGGAAGGAGGUCCCGCACGAACGUAUCUUUCGAUUUUCGUUCCCGGAGCGGCCGGGAGCGCUGAACCACUUUUUGAAUUCGGUCAAGUGCCCGCUGUGGAACAUCUCGCUCUUCCACUACCGCAACUACGGCGGCGACGUCGGCAAGGUUGUUGUCGGUCUCCAGGUCCCUCCCGACAGCCAAGCCGAUUUCGAGACCUUCUUGGGCGAGCUCAAGUACCCGUACGUCGAAGAGACCAACAACAAGGUCUAUCGUCUGACUCUCAACGCCGGCUUUGCCAACUGAGACCGAGCCCUGAAGCGCAAUCGGGAGCUGCCUCCGUUUUCCGAGCAUCUAAUUUGCUGACCUCAAAUAUAGACCGUGAUACGCCCAGCCA
Messenger RNA from Polychytrium aggregatum, 1955 nucleotides. Its product is annotated as tryptophan synthase beta subunit-like PLP-dependent enzyme. The coding region runs from base 182 to 1864 and encodes 560 amino acids. Gene Ontology annotation, molecular function: threonine deaminase activity; pyridoxal phosphate binding. Lineage: Eukaryota; Fungi; Chytridiomycota; Chytridiomycetes; Polychytriales. Gene Ontology annotation, biological process: L-threonine catabolic process. The record is from RefSeq and is a predicted model, not a curated record. The transcript is spliced from 5 exons.